Molecule: messenger RNA, 3000 nt
Organism: Diorhabda sublineata
Lineage: Eukaryota; Metazoa; Arthropoda; Insecta; Coleoptera; Chrysomelidae
Molecular function (GO): catalytic activity
Source: RefSeq, a predicted model, not a curated record
AUGAAUUUAGGAACAUGGAACGUACAAGGCCUCUCCACCAAAAUCAAUGAAGUUCUACGAGAAAUAAGACAACUAAAUAUGGAUAUAGUGGUGCUAACGGAAACAAAGAAGAAAGGUCAAGGUUCAGAAAAUUUGGGUCAUUAUGAUCACUUCUAUUCGGGAAUAUCUAAGGACAAACAAGCUCAGAAAGGAGUAUCUAUAUUAAUUAAAAAAAGUUUAAGAAAAUACGUGUCAUCGUGGGAAGCAGUCAAUCAACGAAUUAUCAAAAUAAAUAUAGCUAUUUGCGGAAACAAAACGACAGUCAUAGGAACAUAUGGGGUAAAUGAAGACGACACAGUAAAUAACAAAGAUGACUAUUUUGAAUGUUUGUCCGAAGAAAUUUCUAAAAUAGGCACCUCAAGAGAGGACAGUGUAAAGAAUUUAUAUCCAAAACGUCUAGAUGGAAAACUGGUACAGGAAAAUUUUGACAAUCCGGAACAACACUACAGCUUUAUCAAAAGAAGCAUGAUUGCUGCAGCGGAAGAAGCCCUGGGAAGAUCCGAUAACACUCGAAGACCAAGAACGUACUGGUGGGACAAGGAAAUUGAGGAUCUCAUAAACGAUAAGAAACUAAAGUUCUCCAAGUUUCUAUGCACGAAAAAUGAUAAUGAUAAAAGAAAUUUCAAAGAAGCACAGACAAAAAUUUGUGUAAGCUCUAAUAAUGUUUCUCCUAAUCUCACUUUUCGCAAAUCAACUAAGAAAAGCAUUGCGGAGUCAACUCCAGUUAUUAGAAAUACUUACAAAAUAGAUCGAACCGAAACGAAAUCUAUAGACAUACUGAGUCCUAUAGCAGGUGCUGAAACUGUAGAAAAUGUCGAUGAUAACUACGAAGGAGUUCAUGAUACUGAAGAUACAAGCGGAGAUUUUAUAGAAGAUAAAAGCUCUGCAUGCGGCAUUGAUGACAUUAGACCCCCAAACAACGAGCAAAAAAUGAACAUGACAACCAUAUCUGUUUCUAAAACAUCUCCUGGUAAAUUCCAUAAUAAUUUAGAUGAAGCCUUAGCGAAACUUCAACUAAUAUUAAACAAUUUUUGUUUAGAUGAAUCUCUAGGUCAUAUAGACAAUACCAAUUUGAAGUAUGCAAUGUCAGAAGUCCAAGAGUAUGCUGACAUGUUUCCUAGAUACCCAGACAAAUUUCCUUUGUCGCUUAUUUCAGAUCAAAUACCGAGACUUAGAAAAGCAAAAUUUUAUAUCAGUUUAGAUAUGGCCAGCGGUUUCCAUCAGAUUCCCAUACAACCAGAAUCUAUAGAACGUACGGCAUUUGUUACUCCUGAUGGCCAGUUUGAAUUUUUAACAACGCCAUUUGGGCUUAAAAAUGCUCCUUCUGUUUUUCAACAAGUAAUUUUAAAAACAUUAGGUGAGCUCGCGUAUACUUUCGCAGUAGUUUACCUAGACGAUGUAUUAGUAAUUGCGGUUACAAUAGGGGAAGCGUUUGAAAGACAUCGAAUGGUAUUAAAAAUUCUUAGAGAUGCGGGAUUUCCAUUUAAUUUUUCAAAAUGUUCUUUCCUUAAAACAUCUGUUUCAUAUCUUGGGUAUGAAAUUAAAGACGGAGAAGUUCGUCCAAACCCUCGUAAAAUAAAUUCUCUAGCAAUGUUACAGCUUAGACACUUUCUUGGCCUAGCGUCUUACUUUCGACGAUUUGUCCCUAAAAUUUCACAAAUUAUGAAACCAUUACAUGCACUUACCUCAGGAAAAAAAUAUAUUGAAUGGAUUGAGGCACAUGAAAAUGGACAAUAAGUAAUUCGUAUUUUAACCAAUGAACCCGUCUUAAUUAUUUUUGACCCGGAUUAUCCCAUAGAACUGCAUACCGAUGCCAGUUCCGAUGGGUACGGAGCAAUACUUAUGCAUAAAGUAGAUGGUAAGAAUAAAGUUAUUGAAUAUUUCUGUAAAAGAACAAGUCCAGCUGAGUUCAGGUAUCAUUCUUAUGAACUCGAAACUAUGGCUGUUGUUAAAUCAAUAUCAAUAAAACACCUUCGGCAUUACUUGCACGGACGACAGUUUACCGUUGUGAGGGAUUGCAACUUUUUAAAGUCCUCUCAAAAUAAGAUUGACCUUAACGAUAGAGUACAUAGAUGGUGGGCUUUUCAAUUCGAUAUAGUUUAUAGAGAAGGCAAUCGCAUGGCUCUCGCGGAUUGCUUUUAUCGAAAUCCUUUGCCGGAUUUGUCAAAGCAAAUUAAUAAAAUUGAAGAGAAACGUGUAAAACUCGCGGAAUUAUCGGUCGGUUGGCUCCUUGCUGAACAAUGGCGCGAUUCGGAAAUUUCAGAAAUAGUCACUAAGUUACAAAGUGAUGAGCUAUCGGAAGACCUCUCAAAAUCUUACGAGAUUAAAGCCGGUACUAACCACGUACAUGAGUCUGUGAUGCACUUGGGUUGGGAUAAAACGCUUGAUGAAUAUUACUGGGUUGAGGGUAUGUCUAAAUAUGUACGUAAAUUUGUUGACAAUUAUAUUACUUGUAAACUCUCUAAAACCCACUCAGGUAAAAUUCAAGCUGAAUUGCAUCCUAUCCCCAAGACCCGCAUAACUUGGCAUAUUGUGCAUAUAGAUAUUACAGGUAAAUUGAGUGGUAAAAAUAAAACUAAGGAAUACGUGACUGUUAUUGAAGAUGGUUUUACCAAAUAUGUCUAUUUACAUCAUACUGCUACAGGUACUAGUAGGGUCAAUAGAUUCAAAAUCGGAGACCACGUUUUGAUAAGAAAUGAAGAACGUAAUCGAACGAAAUUUAGAGGUCCAUUCGUAGUAACAGAAUUACUUAGUUAUUACAGGUACAAACUAAAGUCUUUGGGUAAUAAUAGGAGCUUUCAGUAUAGUCAUGAUAAGUUAAGAAAGAUGCCUGAGAAUUAUAUUCCUAGUGAUUUGGAUGUUUGCUCGGACAAUGAAAGUUGUGUCAAAGAGACUGUUGAUGCGGGUCCUGAAAUAGGGACUAUAGUAGAAAAAGAGACCACCAAUGACGCGGCGCAUUGA